GGUAAAUUGCUGCUCUGCAGUGCCGGGAAAACACUUUUCAUGUAUUUCAGCUCUACUUCAACUUGUACUGCACAAAAUGUACUUCCUCCUCUCUGUCCUAGGUUAUUUGCCACAGGGGAACAACAACAAACAGCCCACUAAUAUAAACCUGCAGGUGACCAAUAAUACUAUGGUCGUUCAGAGCCUGGGGCUCCCUACACAUCAGCCUGACAACUGCACUGGCCCCUCAGUUUUCUCCCAUUCUGUUGGCCUGGUUGUGCCCUUCACGGAUACCAGGUCUUUACUGUCAAGGGAAUCUCUUGCUUCCACCACCCUCAGCAUUCCUGACACUCAGUCCAUUCGGAGCAGCCGGCAGGACUGGCCAUACGGAUACAGAGUGCUCCCCCCUCUGUGUUCCCAGCAGUGCUAUAAUCCGAUCGGCGAGGAGGGCACAGAGGCACUCAGCCUCCCGCCCGGCACUGCCAUGUCCGGGGCGACCAGCAUCUCCAACUCGGCUUCUUUGCCCGCGUAUCUGUUUGGCGGGGGCGAUGGCCCAGGCUCGGGGCUGUCUGCCCGCUCCAAGAAGAGGGCGCUGUCUAUGUCGCCGCUCUCGGACAGCAUCGGCCUCGACCUAAACUCCAUCAUCCGCACUUCGCCCACCUCUCUGGUGGCGUACAUCAACGGCUCGCGGAUCUCGCCGGCCUCCCACCCGGCGCUGUCGCCCCAGCAGCCCGAGGUGUAUGGGCACUUCCUAGGGGUGAAGGGCCGCUGUAUCCCCAGUCCCAAAGUCGGCCCCGCGCUAGCGGUGACUGUAACCACAGACAGCCACCCUAAUCCUGAGUGUGCACGGAUGCAGAGGCUAGAGCAGACGGGCUCCCUGGAAGGCCAACUGGCCAACAUGGCGGUGGGUCAACAGCAGCUGCCCAUCACACGUCUCUCCAUGGCGAGGGGCGUGGAUGGGCAGGGCAGCGCAGAUGACUGUGUGCAUCGGUCUUUACAGCUACAACUAGAGCUGUCUACUAUUAUCACUGCUCCCACUCCUCCGCGAGGCCCUCCUCCACCCUACCACUCCUACAAGCACAUACCCGUCCUGGGGCAUUCUCACGAACCCGAGGUCCCCUUGGGUCUUCCUGGCGAGGGUAGCAUUAGCCCCAGCAGCCUUCCCAAGGCUUCAUGCCCCAUACUGGAAGAUGAAGAUGGGGAACUGGAAGAUUUCAGCGGGGGCUACUGCUGCCGCUGGGUGGACUGUAGCGCCAUCUAUAGCCAGCGGGAGGAUAUGGUGAAACACAUCGAGAAGCUUCACGUGGACCAGCGCAAGGGAGAGGAUUUCACCUGCUACUGGGCAGGAUGCCCGCGCAGACGGAAGCCUUUCAACGCUCGCUACAAGCUGCUCAUCCACAUGAGGGUUCACUCCGGGGAGAAGCCCAACAAGUGCACGUUUGAGGGCUGUCAGAAGGCCUUCUCCCGUCUGGAGAACCUGAAGAUUCAUCUGCGCAGCCACACAGGUGAGAAGCCCUACGUGUGCCAACACUCCGGUUGCUACAAGGCCUUCAGUAACUCCAGCGACCGCGCCAAACACCAGCGCACCCACCUCGACACCAAGCCGUAUGCAUGCCAGGUGCAGGGUUGCCUGAAGCGCUAUACAGACCCAAGCUCUCUACGCAAGCAUGUGAAGUCACACUCCACCAAGGAACAGCAGGCUAGGAAAAAGUUAAGACAAAGCACAGAUUUGGGACAGGAUGCACUGUCAGGAUGCUUGACAAUCCAGCCUCUACAAGCUUGCCUCUCCCCCAUGGAUAUGAUUGACGGCAGGCUGUGCCAAUCCCCUGACCCACCAAAGGACUUGUACUCUGGUGUGUUCUCACCCAACCAGUCCUGCAGCAACGCAUCUGCUCCACUAUCUGGCCCAGCCCAGAACAGCCCACGCCUGCCUGUCCUGUCCCCUCUUCACGACUCCUGCAGAUUUGCGGCCCCUUCACCUCAUCACCUGUCCGCUCCCCAUCCACCCUGUGGCACAGGUGCCCUCCAGAGGACCAGUCGAACUCAGUCUCACCUGGCUCCUCCUGACACUCACCUCCAUGCUCACCUGCAAGGUUUCUCCAGCCAUAUCCAUAUGGCGUGUGCGCCAUCAUAUGAUGACUCACCUCAGAUCACAGGGCCGGCCACGGCCUGUUCCAUCAUGCAGACCCCAGCAUUUGAGGAUGUCCUGCCUGCCCCCACCACCUCCCAAUCCGAUCUGGACUUGGUGCACAGAGCCCUGUCAGGGAUCACAGUAUAUGACAUCCAAGGUGAGUCUCAGGACUUCCUUAUAGACCCUGGACUGCAGGUAUCAGAUGGCAGCUACCUACACAUCGGUGGCAUGGAGCGCUGUCCCAGCCAACUGUCCUGUAUCUACACUGAGGGAUGACAUUUCCACUCUAAAACCGUGGAUCUGUGACCUGAUGAGCCACGAGAGAGUAUUAGCAUCACAACUUAACCGAACCUUUAAUAUCUUCUGAUUAACAGUUUAGAUAGACUGAGGUCUUUAUGUUGAUGUACAGCUCUGAAUCCAUUUUGUAUGUAAUUUUUUUUAAGCUACUGGGAAAUAACAGAAUGUCCAGCCUACAUUGGAAACAUUAUUUAGCUUGUUGCACAUGGUUUCUUUUAACUCUAAUAACCUGGUACUAACGACCACAGAGUGCCUUUUAAACAACCUAUGUCACGAUUAUGCCUUGAUAUAAAUCUAUUUGAAUCU
This is a messenger RNA of Clupea harengus (Atlantic herring), 2713 nucleotides long. RefSeq names its product GLIS family zinc finger 3 (gene glis3). Gene Ontology annotation, biological process: regulation of transcription by RNA polymerase II. The record is from RefSeq and is a predicted model, not a curated record. Lineage: Eukaryota; Metazoa; Chordata; Actinopteri; Clupeiformes; Clupeidae. Gene Ontology annotation, molecular function: RNA polymerase II cis-regulatory region sequence-specific DNA binding; DNA-binding transcription factor activity, RNA polymerase II-specific. Gene Ontology annotation, cellular component: nucleus.